This is a messenger RNA of Caenorhabditis auriculariae, 5675 nucleotides long. NCBI's taxonomy places the organism in Eukaryota, Metazoa, Nematoda, Chromadorea, Rhabditida, Rhabditidae. The record is from the annotation of a GenBank genome assembly.
AUGUCGGCGCCAGAGGAGCGCAGGCAACAACGUCGAGUCAAAAAGAUGAAAAAGAAGAUCGACGAGCUUAUUUCUCUUGGAAAAGCUUCUGAAAAGGAAGUUGAAGAAUUGAAAACUGCAUGCGAAGGUGCCCAACCCGCAACUUCCACACCCAUCGGUAUUCCAUGAUUGGUGAAAAAUUUGUAUUGUUCAUUGAAGCUGCGAUGUCCAGAACUGCUGUUGCGAUUACGAAAAAAUUAACAGAAGCUCGGAUAGAAAAAGUAGGAGGUCCCCAGAUUUCUUUUACGCUAUCUCGCCUCAACGGUCAUCAUAUAGGAAACUGUGGUAGGAAGUUUUUUUUUCACAACUCUAUGGCUGAAAGUAAACGUCUAGACAUUUCUCAGCUCAUCCACUACACGACCAUCGGUCCGCUGAUAUCAAAGCCUAGAUGGGCUCAAAUCCGUCCAAAUCGUUCGGCUCUUCAAACAGUUCUGGUCCGCGUCAACUGUCCUCACAACUAUAUCGUGAGCUCCGAGGGUCUUCAAUCUCUUUUUUAUUUUUUUCUUUCCAGGAAAGAGGAGAGACCGGUUUUCCGUUCAUUGAUACGUUUUUUGAGCGCGAAUGGAUAAAAACAGAUAACGAAGUAGGGGAGAGAGACAAUUUUUGGCGUAGUGUAGUAUUUGUACCCGUCUCUAUACAAGAACAAAUCAGGGAAACAGUUUUGGUUAGUGCUCUCCAAUCUCUUUCUCGGAUGUUUCCUUUGUUUUCAGAAGCAAGAACGCGCCGAUUUGGCUGGUCAGAAGGCGUCUUUGAGGCCAGAUCUUCUGAUGAGCUCCGCAGACAUGGUCGACCACUUCUAUCCGUUUCCUGACGGACAAGCGAUUAUUCCCACAAAAGAAAGGUUUUUUUCAUAACAAUAAUCAAAACUGCUCUGUUUGGCGUUCAUUUUAGUGAUGAAAGGUUUGACAAAAAGGAAACAAUAUCUUUAUGUUUUCCAUUACGCGCACAAAUAAUAUUAAAAGAAAACUAAUUUUUGUAUCGGCAUUGUAUAAUCUCAAUGAAGAUUGGGAAUAACGCAAGUAAAACUGAAAAAAUAAUUUGACUCGAAGCUUUAAUAUUUUUUUUAAAUCAAGCGUCUUUUUUGCAUGAACCAUACAAAAAAAAAGUAAUUUUCUGCUCAAGGAAUUGUUAAUGGCAAACAGUCUGUGAAUUAUCCUGAAUAAAAAGGACUCCUUGUUCUAUUUCAACGAUUGAAGACGGAAAAAGUUGAACGAUACGUUUGAAACUUUGAAGAUACGCCCCGGUGACUGCGGAUUCUCCUUUAUUCGCUCUUGACUGCGAAAUGUGCAUAACUGCUGCUGGACACCACGAGCUGACGAGGAUCUCAAUUGUUGGAUUGAUUGCGAUACUCUCAAUUUUGUCAAGUUUUCCUGCAGAUUGACGAGGGGGGUCGUGUUCUUCUUGAUACCCUCGUGAAGCCUUCGAACCGUAUAACGGUAAUUUUGUUUCAAUGCCAAUUUCCGAGUAUUUUUCUCUGAAGGACUACCUCACUCGUUUCUCGGGAAUCACCGAGGAACUCAUGCAAGGCGUCGAAGUCACCCUCGCCGAUGUGCAAAAAGUUUUUUGUUAUCUUGUUUGAUUUUCAAUUCGCAAAAUUUAGGCCAUAAAAGCUAUCCUGCCGCCGGACGCGAUUCUCGUCGGCCAUUCGAUGGAAUUCGACCUCCGAGCUCUUCAAAUGGCUCAUCCGUAGGGCCAAAAAAAGUUGGCCGCCUGUAAAUUUUCUUUGCAGCUAUUGUAUAGAUGCGACUCUUGCUUUCAAUAUUUCCGGUGCUACAAACUCGAAAAACAGUCUGCGAAAUCUGGUUUCUCUAUUUCUGGACGAAGAGAUCCAAGUGAGACUUGCUCUUUUUCUGUCCUAACUCUUCUGAUUGGAGACCGGCGAGGGCCACUGCUCUGUUGAAGACGCUUGGGCGACUAUGCGACUCAUCCAGUUGAAGUUGAAUAAAGGGUCAGUUUUCGUUGAUUCAAUAAGUCUUCAGUCUUCCGCUUCAGUUUUCUAGAAGGAAAUUUUUCUCAAACUAAUACUAAAAUUUUUUUUUCCAAAGGCAAAUUUUCGAAAGUUUUGAAAAAAUUUGUUUUUGAUUAUGUGUUCGAUAGGCUUGUAUACGGGAAUUCGAGGUUUGGCUGGGACUUCCAAGCUUUUCGGAAGGAGGCCUCGAGAGCAGAACAUAACGAAGUGGUCAAGAAAAGAAGAAAGGUCACUGUAAGGUUUGGUCAUAAUUUUAGUUUUGGAAAGAUUUGACUUUCGUAGCGGAAACCGGUUAUGCGUCGGGUGCAAAAGAAAGACCAACAUCGACUGCAUCGUCGUCGACUGUCAGUGUGCAGGAAAUGCGCCGGAAAGAUGCGUUUUCUGCUGUGGCCAGGUGGAGAGCGUUCAAGGAGAUUUCGACUGGAGGCACGUUUCAAUCGAAUUGAAAAAAAAAUAAGAUCCACUUGAUUGUCGUUAGUAUUCUUCUCUCACUUAUAUUUUGGUCAGGAAAACUUAAAUAUUUUUUCUAGGUAAUCUAACUAGGGCAUGGUCUCCGCUCGACAACGAGUUGAGAAUUGGGACUUUGUGGGUGGAUAGGCCUAGGUGAGAGUACUCGGAAUCAAGAAUUAAAUUCUGCUAAACCCCACAGGCGGCUGAGGAAAAGCUCGUCGAAAAUUUUUUCAGCGCGUAUAUGGCCGCGCUCGGAGCCUUCGGCUAGCAGGUGGCGGCGUGGUGUAGUGGGUUGUGGUCUUGUGCACUAUCAAUAUUGGGACCAUGGUUCGAAUCCUUUUGGCGGAAAUCGUUUUUGCCGGCUCAUAACUUCAUUCCUUUCUCAUUUCUGGUAUAUUUUUUUCAAAAUUUUACAUCAAAACUUGUAGAAAACUUUUAUUUCUACUACUUUUCUCAUGCCACGUUGUUCUUCUUGUAUUGAGGAGGUUAUUUCAAAAUAUUUUUGUUGGAAGACAGACAAGCGGCAGCAUAGUUAUUAAAGAUAAGCUCAUUCCGCGCAAUUUUCUGUUGGAAUUUUCGAAAAUCGCUAAAUUUUCUGACACCUGGAACGCGAAACCGAACGGAAAAGUUACUUUUUUGUUGUUUUAUUUUUAUUUUGUUUCCGUUCAGUACACACGUGUCUAAAAAGACAGGUAAUCGCUAUUCGUGAAUUGUGAAUUUUCAUAAAAAAAUAUCGUUUUUCUUAAUCGUUUGCUCAUAAAAUAGAGGAAAAAAAAAAAAAAAUUUCAGAUCAGUAUUUUAUUUUUUGUUGGGAUUUUUGUGAACUUUUAUGGUAAAAUUUUGAAAAAAAUAUCCCAAAAAUGAGAGAGGAAUAAAGUUAUGAGUCAGCAAAACGAUUUCCGCCAAAAGGAUUCGAACCAUGGUCCCAAUAUUGAUAGUGCACAAGACCACAACCCACUACACCACGCCGCCAGUUGCUAGCCGAAGGCUCCGAGCGCGGCCAUAUCCGCGCUGGAAAAAUUUCGACGAGCUUUUCCUCAGCCGCCUGUGGGGUUUCGCAGAAUUUUAUUUUUGAUUCCGAGUACUCUCACCUAGGCCUAUCCACCCACAAAGUCCCAAUUCUCAACUCGUUGUCGAGCGGAGACCAUGCCCUAGUAAGAGAGGUUAUCUGAAAUAACUUCAUACUCUGAUUUUUUUUUCACUUCUAUUUCGAAAAAGAUGCAAAAAACAUAGUGAGAGGAUUUUUUCAUAUCAAUUUAGGGAAUUAUUAAAACAAUUUAUGCUUUUCUCAAUCAAUCUUUAAAUUUUAAGCGCUUCUUUGAAAGUUGACAAAUCAACAAAAACUCGUCCGCUUUCCUAUUACAUGCAAGACACAAAGAAGACGGCUCUCUGUGCAAUUUACGACGUUCCAGAACUUUCCGUCACCGAAUCAAGAACGUGGGUUUUCGAUGCGAACAAAUUUUUUUCGAAUUAUAAAAGUCUGCAAUAUUCGCCGAAACCAUUAUUUCGAUGUAAGUAACAUUUCUAAUGAGGAAAAAGGAAUUAAAAAUUUCAUAACAAUCGAAAAAAAGAUUCAACAAGUUUUGAAACAGAUUGGAACCUCAAAAGUUUAAAAGACGGUACGAACUGAAGCGGUCUUUUAUAAAUUAGAUUGCUAUUUUGCGACAAAAAACACGAGCGAAAAGAAAGUCAAUAAGGACAAGGCUGUGUAAAAAAAAAAUAAAAAACUAGGGAACUGCUCGAGCUCGGAUACGUGUAUCACGUUGAGACUAUGGUGGCUUACAGACUUGGGUAAGAGUACUUGGAAUCAAGAGAGACCAUAUGUUAAACCCCAUAAGUUUCUGAGAAAAAGCUUCUCGAAGAAACCCAGGAUGAGUCCUGUACGCUUUUGAACCAUCCUCUCUCACCGAGGUGGGGUGUCGCAGUGGUUAGAGGGUCAGUCUCAUGAUUGACUUUUCUGAGUAGGUCCGAUUCCUGUCGAGGGCAAAUCAUUUAUGAAUUUUUUCUAAAGACGAAAUUCUUUGGAAAAGUACGAAAUCCGAAAAGAAGUUUCGUCAAUAUAGUUACUUAUUUCCGAAGUGGUUCAGGAAAAAUGUUGACAGACAUAUGACUUUCAUUCAAUCGCUUAAUGAGAGAAUAACUGAACCAAGAUAAAGAUAAUUUCAUUAAUUUUUCAUCAUCAGGUUUUUUUGUCUUCAAGGAGGAAAAAAAUCUUUAAGGAAAAAAAUUUGCCCUCCACAGGAAUCGAACCUACUCAAAAAAGUCACUCAUGAGACUGGCCCUCUAACCACUGCGACAGUCCACCUCGGUGAGAGAUGAUGGUUCAAACGCGUACUCUUCUUGGAUUUCUUCGAGAAGCUUCUUCUCAAAAGCCUAUGCGGUUUAGCAGAUAAUCUCUCUUGUUUCUAAGAGCUCUUACUCAAGUCUAUAAGCCACCGUAGUUUCAACUUGAUACGCGUACUCGAGCCCAAGUAGUUUACUAGUAAGAGAAAAAGUCCAGAAAAGCCUCGUUGGAAUCUUUUUUCCUUUUUUAAAUUAUCAUUCUCCAUCAUUUCUGUUUGAUUUUUUUUUUUAUCAUAGUCUCUUUUCUCAAUUUAUAUAGGAACAUUAACAGUCCGGAUUUUUUUUUUCUCAAAAAGUAGGAAACGUCGAAAUUUUUUUAAAAAAAUUCUAAUUUUUAAUGGAAAUGACAUACCUGAAAUGGGAAAAAAUCGCUGAUGGAAAUUCCGCUAACUUGUAAUUCGUACCGUCAGUUAAAUAAUAAAGUGAAGUAGAUUUGAAGAAAAACAGAAAAACUUUUGAAAGCUUCUAAUUUUUCUGCCUUUUGAACAUAAUGCGAAAUGAAAAAUCUAAUUAGAACUCCAAUGGACAGUGCAGUUCAGAGUGAAGGUUCUUCAUCCGAGUAUCAACCAGGACGAUUUCGUCGAAGAGUUAGCUUGUGAAAUCUUGACGCAUCAGAUGGUUUUGACUGAGCUCAACUAUACCAAUCGAGAGCACGAGGUUCUACUCGCGUCUUAGCAAAUGAUAACCUUUUCAGUUGGUUCACUGCUCUGAUAAAGAUUCUGAGACCACGGAAGAAGCCAUUUUGAGACGCGUUUCAUCCGAAAUCGACACAAACGUGGAGAAGCUCGUGCGGGCGUGCGCGAAAUAUGCUCUCGUGAUGGUUUUGUUGAGCAGCCCCACGAGUUCAAUUUUGUAUUUACGAAUCAAACCGUGA